AUGGAGGCCAACGGGCAUUCACAAUCCCACGGUCUGCUUGUGCUUCAUCACCAGCUGCCUUCAACCCACAGCCAGCCUGCAGCCAUGGCGUUCAACGGAACCUGGAAGGUCGACCGCAGCGAUAACUAUGACAAGUUCAUGGAGCAAAUGGGUAUUAACAUCAUGAAGAGAAAGCUGGCAGAGCACGACAACCUGAAGAUCACCAUCGAGCAGACCGGGGACAAGUUCCACCUCAAAGAGUCCAGCACUUUCCGCACCAAAGACAUCGACUUCACCCUGGGCGUCCCGUUCGACUACAGCCUGGCUGAUGGCACAGAAGUCUCAGGUACGUGGGAGAUGGAUGGUGACAUGCUGAAAGGAAAGUUCACCAGGAAAGACAACAGCAAGGUCCUGACCACCACCAGAGCAGUGGUGGGAGGAGAGCUCGUACAGACUUAUAACUAUGAGGGAGUGGAUGCUAAGAGGAUUUUCAAGAAGCAGUAACCCGGAGUGCAAAGUUCAUAUUUUAUUUUUAUAUAGAUGACACGAUGUAGAUGUGUUUUUUCUAACAAUAAGAUAUGGCUAAGUCAAGUGUUUUCUACAUCACAUACCUCAAAAUGUUUUCCAGAGUUUGAAAGGAGGAGUAGUCGACCAUAGCAUUGCACUGUGAGAGGGUGACAAGCCAAUACCAAGACUAAGGGAGACCGCCCGUCGCCAUUUCAGCCUAAUGUGCCUUAGAAAGAAUCUUAACAACCAGUAUCCCAGAAAUGGCUACAGACUCUUGUGGCAUCCACUCAUGCAGAUAGUUGGUUUCUCUUUGCCCAGAUUUUGAGAUAUUUGUCUCGGAGAUUUAUAAUUCCACCCCACUACCAAAGAGGAGGAUGGAAUUUUGUUUGUGUUUCUCCCUGCAUUGAAAAACGACAUUUUGAAAAAUUCAACCGCAGCUUGUCUUUUCAGAAACAACGCCCCGGUUACUGGUGAUAAUCCACAGAACAUGUGAACAGUUUUCACAGGGACCACUUCACUGGUAACAGGAGCAUUGUGUUUGAAAAUACAUGCCAGUGUUGAAUUCUUUUUAAAUGUAGUUUUCAAUGCUGUGAGCAAUGCUGAUGGGAAUUCUUCCAGCUCCUUGGUAUCAGGGCGGAGGCAGAAAUCUUAGAGUGAAUGGCUUAAAAUCAGGGUGAAAAGUACCAGAAAUAUCAACAUGAUAGGAUACAACUGUGACGAACUUACCCUUCAAAUGACUCCAGUGUGUCAAGAAAAACACCUAGUCCUCCACUGGACUGCAUCACUGUAAUGGAAAACUGCACAAUGAUGACCACACACAACAUGACAUAGUCAAUUUGCACUAAUGGUUCUUCUAUAUCAUAGUCUGUAACAAUAAAGCAACUUUCAUGUGUCA
Epinephelus moara (kelp grouper) is the source of this 1381-nucleotide messenger RNA. Its product is annotated as fatty acid-binding protein, intestinal-like. The transcript is spliced from 4 exons. The record is from RefSeq and is a predicted model, not a curated record. Bases 1 to 483 code for a protein of 160 amino acids. Gene Ontology annotation, cellular component: nucleus; cytosol. Lineage: Eukaryota; Metazoa; Chordata; Actinopteri; Perciformes; Serranidae. Gene Ontology annotation, biological process: fatty acid transport. Gene Ontology annotation, molecular function: fatty acid binding.